AUGGCGAAGCAGAAGGCAAUUGUCCUCGUAUACGGUGACUGGGAUGAGUCAUACAACGAGCUCCCCAGGUGGGUUUUGGGAGUCCAGUUGACGAUGCCUGGUACUGUUGCAAUCCUACGGACGAGUCCCAUUCGAGUUAGUGGACAAGUAGACGAGUCUCAAGCUUUUUUCCACAGACUUUUCUGGACGUUUCCACCGCUCAUCCAGGCAUUUCACCAUUACAAGCCCUUAUUUAGCAUUGAUGGGACCCAUCUGUAUGGGAAGUACGGGGGUACUUUGCUCAUCGCGAUUGCACAGGACGGGAACUCCAACAUUCUACCCGUUGCAUUCGCACUAGUAGAAGGUGAGAAUGCAGAGUCUUGGUCAUUCUUUCUCUCCCACCUUAGACAGCACGUGAUACCGCAGCCCGGUCUUCUGGUUAUAUCGGACAGGCAUAACGGCAUAAAGGCUGCGCUUGAGGCUCCGGACGGAGGUUGGUUACCUCCAUCUGCAUACCGUGCAUUCUGCAUUCGACACGUAGCGGCUAAUUUUGCCCUUACCUUCAAGGGCAAGGAUGCACGUAGGCUUCUAGUGAAUGCCGCAUAUGCCAAGACCGAGGUUGAGUUUGAUUACUGGUUUGAUAUUCUUCGGUCUGAAGACCCGGCGAUGUGUGAGUGGGCGAACCGGAUUGAUUAUUCCUUAUGGACUCAGCAUCGUGACGAGGGACGGAGAUUCGGUCACAUGACGACGAAUAUCUCGGAGUGUGUGAACUCAAUCCUAAAGGGUGUCAGAAGCCUCCCUGUAUGCUCUUUGGUGAAGGCAACAUAUGGAAGGCUUGCGAAACUCUUUGUUCGCAAGGGUAGAGAGGCUGAGGCCCAGAUGGGAACCGGACAGCAAUUCAGUCAGUACUUGGUGAAGUGUAUAGAGGCCAACUUGAAGAAUUCGCGGUGCUUCACAGUGACUUUGUAUGACCGGGAUAACUCCGAGUUCACCGUAGCCGAGACCACUCCGACGGGCUCUUUCUCAUUGGGUACCUACAGAGUAUCGCUUGCGUCCCGGACCUGUGACUGCGGGUACUUCCAGGCACUUCAUUUCCCGUGCCAGCACGCACUUGCAUGCUGCGCCUACUCACGGGUUACCUGGUCCUCUUAUGUUCACAGCGUGUAUCAGAUUAGUUCAGUGUUCCGUGUGUACCAGAUGGGAUUCACACCGCCGAUACCGGAGGGAUUCUGGCCACCUUACGACGGGCCAACCGUGAUCCCGGACCCUGCCAAGAGGCGUGCGAGAGAGGGUCGUCCGAGAUCCACUAGGAUACGGACGAAUAUGGACGAGGCAGAUCCGAAUCGGCCAAAGAGGUGUGGCCUUUGUCGCCAACCCGAACACACCCGCAGGAGUUGCCCACAGCUUGGAGGACCGUCUCACACGGGGGGCCAGUAGUAGCGAUCUUGUUAUUGUUAGUGUUUAUUGAUUUUAUUUUUCCUGUUACUUGUUAUGUAAGAUGACUUAUGUAAU
Molecule: messenger RNA, 1491 nt
Organism: Arachis ipaensis
Lineage: Eukaryota; Viridiplantae; Streptophyta; Magnoliopsida; Fabales; Fabaceae
Source: RefSeq, a predicted model, not a curated record